Molecule: messenger RNA, 207 nt
Organism: Sparassis crispa
Lineage: Eukaryota; Fungi; Basidiomycota; Agaricomycetes; Polyporales; Sparassidaceae
Exons: 1
Coding region: 1-207 (68 amino acids)
Source: RefSeq, a predicted model, not a curated record
AUGCUCGCCGGCGCCGGCGGCGAUCCUGUGCCGCCUACAGGUUCUCUCCCACCGACGGUGUUCCGUCACUCGCCGACGCACUCCGAAGUAUCACCAACUAUAUGUAGUGCACCUCCGGUGCUUGAGACCACGAUGGUCAGGCAGUACCUAGAUCUGGCCCCGAAGAGGCUAUCGUCUGGCUUGGCAUCCCCGACACGCGCACCCUAG